AUGAGCGGGCGCUGCUGGGCGGGCGCAGCUUCGCUGCUGCGGGGGCUGAUCGGCCCCGCUGCCCUCGGCCUGGGUGGGAGCAUGAGCCUUUGCGGGACGCCGGCCGCCUGCGCCGCGGGCCCCGCAAGCGGCGGCGGCGGCGGCUUCUCCUCGGCGCGGCUGAGCCCGCCGUGGCUGCGGCUGCCGGAGGUGACGGGCGCGGAGCCGCAGCGGGCCAACGAGCUGCUGCUGCUGCUGCCCCCGGCCCCGCGCGGCCCGGCGCCGCCUCAGCAUCACGUCGUGUACUUCCCGGGGGACGUGCAGAACUAUUAUGACAUCAUGUCUUGCCACCCAGAAAACUUUCAGUGGGAGCACUGGAGUUUCGAAAAUGUUGCUACCAUACUUGCUCACCGAUUCCCUGAUAGUUUUAUUUGGGUCGUAAAGUGUUCUCGAAUGCACUUGCACAAAUUCAGUUGUUAUGACAACUUUGUGGCUAGCAACAUGUUUGGAGCACCAGAGCACAGCACCGACUUUGGAGCUUUCAAGCAUCUCCACGCGUUGCUAGUUAAUGCAUUCAGACUCUCUCAGAAUAUUCUGCAGUCCCAGACAACCGCGCACGGUUUCAGCAAGGAUGCAAAAGUAUCUGCUCGUAAAUCAGAGCCGCAGUCUGUUCCUACAGCAAAUGGCUGCUCAUCCACAGAAAGAGAGAAAGAUUGUGAAUGCUCUAAUAAUUCCGCCAUGAACUUCAUUAUACCAUCUGCUGUAGGUGCAGUGUCGUUUACUUUGAUCGGCUUCAGUAAAGGUUGUGUGGUUUUGAACCAGCUGCUUUACGAGCUGAAAGAAGCUAAGAAAGACAAGGAUACCGAUGCCUUCCUAAAAAACAUAAAAGCCAUUUACUGGUUGGAUGGUGGUCACUCGGGAGGAAGCAACACUUGGGUUACUUAUCCUGAAGUGCUGAAAGAGCUUGCACAGACAGGAAUUGAAGUUCAUUCUCACGUUACACCAUAUCAAGUGUUUGACACAAUGAGGUCAUGGAUUGGGAGAGAGCAUGAGAAAUUUGUACAGAUACUUGAAGAAUUUGGUGUGGAAAUAAAUGAUCAACUACAUUUUGCUGACGAAGUUCCCUCCUUAGAUAACCAUUUCAGAGUUCAUGAAGUAUUUUGAGACUGUCUAAAUAGUAUAUUCAUUGCAAAAGCACUUUUGAUGUGGUAAAUCCUGUUAUCUAGGUUUAAAGCUUUGAGCAGAUGCUUUCUGAAGAGAAUACUAAAUCAGGCCUGAGUUACUAAUAGCUGCCAUAUACCAUUUCAAGUAGCUUCAAAAGGAGGACAUCUGCAAGACGUCAUCAUUUGAUACCUAAAAAGAAAAAAUGCUAUGAAGAGUUAUUCUAUAAAUGUUUUCUGUUGUGUGAGCAUUUAUUGUUAAAUUAUUGACAGAAUUUUUAGUCCUGGAUGUCUACAGUCAUAUGCUGCCUCCAACGGGAAUUUUAAGUACUUGAGACUUUCACGUGUCUGGAUGGAUCAACUUAGUAGCUUCCAGGGCUAAAAACUUCGGUCUCUGUCCAUUAUUUGCUUUAGUUUUUUGGUGUAAGAUAAUGAUUGUUGGAGCAAUCUUGGCUCUCUGUUUUGUUGGAAAUUGUUUUCUUUAGUUAUCUAAAUCUUCCAGUUUUAUAGCGUUUCUCCUAAUUGAAAAGAAAUCACGAGUAUUUACCUUUGGAACAAUAGUGCCAAUCUGUUUUUCUUCUUUGUGAGCGCCUUGCCUUUUCUGUGGCCACAAAGUUUCCUUAACUCAUUGCACAGCAUCUGCUUGUGAAUAGCCAUUUCGCCUGGGAGCUUGAAGAUUUAGACCUAGCUGUGUUGAGUGACCAAGAAUGUUUGUAAGGGUGUAGUUUAUUGCUGUUUAAACGUACCUUGCUAUUGUUUUGAUUGACUUCUGUAAGGACCAGCAGUCGUAUCUGCAUUUUCAGCUCAAGGGGUAUCCUUAGCCCUUCUGAUCUGGGACUGGUGGAAGUUUUUGUUACAAACUGCAGCAUUAGCGUUCAUCUAAAUCAAGCCGUAAGUACGUAAUGCAUGAGAAGUUGCAUUAAAAAUUUUAGGCUGUUGCCUGUAGCUAUUUUGUAGUUCUUCUGUUUGUAGAACUGUUCUCUCCUUUCCACGUAUUGCAGCAGCUGCUUGUAGAGCCACCCAAAAAUCUAUAUUCAAAGCUCAAUGUUCUACACAUCUAGAAAUUAAAAAUGAAAAACAAACAAACCCAACACCCAAUUCUAACUGAAAACAAAGCCAGACAAAUCUUGCUCUUGCCUUGAGCCUGAGUAUUUUUCAACAUGAAAGAUGGAAGUAAUGCAGGGUUUUUUUCAGUUGUAAACAACUUUUUCUAUUGAUCUACAAAUAAAUGUUAGCGAAUCCUUAAAGACAAUUGCAGCUUUUACUGAUGAACCUUGGCGUAAAAUGGCUUUGGAUUUCUUGAAGGGUAGAAAUAUAAAAGCAAGUUAGUGAAAAUUGUAGAGACAAAUUCAGUUCUGAAAAAUAAUUUUUUAUUCAACAUUGUUCCCAUACCCUUCCCCCUUAUUUCUUGCUUCUUGUUAUUCUUAAGCUGUGGAAGGAAAGACCUGGGUCGUCUUUUCUCUGUUGGGAUAUUUUGAAUAUGCAGGUUUCACUGGAGACGUAUUCUGACAUCUCUUGCAAUGUUGAUGCACAUAUUAAUGACCACUGAAGAAUGAGAAAACUUUGUUGAAUUCAGAAAACUUUUUUAAAAACUCAAAAUAUCAAGAGCAAGAAAGAAUUGUGCAUACUUUACACUCGUGGAAGGGAGCUGUCAGUAAUUAUGAGGCCAUUUGUACCACUUUGAUCAAAACUAGAAAUAAGCUAUUUUAAUUGCUGAAGAAAAGAGCACCAUGUAAACCAACUAACGUAAAGGAAUCUGACAUCUAGUUGUAUCUAUGUUUGGUUUUCUUGGAGAUUUUGUUCAACUCUAUUUAUUACCAUUUUAGUGAGAUUCUAAAUGCUUACCUGUUGUAAAGAAGAACUGUUUUGGUCCUUUCGAUGACCCUUGCAUCAUAUGUUAGGACUCUUUUCUCUAAAGGAAAUGUGGACCGCCUUAAAAAUGCUUUUAAUGGCCUCCACAUGCCUGCAGAUUGCUUGAAAUAUCUUUUAAAUUGAAAUAAACAAACAAACGUAUCACUGACCUUGUUCCCUGUCAGUUCAGCUUAUCUGCAAAAUUAACCAGACUAGUUUAGAUAUGCUGAGACUUGCCCUACCCAGUAGCAGUGCAGAUCACAGACCCAUUUGUAGACAAUUUGGUGCCAGCCAAAACAGUGGGAGAGGGUUGGUACAAGCUUUUGAAAACAGCUAUUAAAAUAUUGGCAUCAUCUUCAGAAGUUCCUGAGCGGUUGUCCUUUUGGUGGAGGUGGCUUACAAUAAUUUGGUAAGCAAAAUCAGCUCAAGCAUUGCUGUAUUAGUUUGAAGAAUAAGCACUUUGUUGUAAAGCUAAUCUUACUGUGAGACUUCAUGUUGUGGAGGGAAAACUGCCUGCUUUUUUCAUUCUCUAAUAGUUGUAAUGCUCUGUUGGAUGUGCCUCAUUUAUUACAAUGCAUGCUAAAAAUGAUAUGCAAAGAAUGUAGAAAAUAAACUAUUUAUAAUGGGUGAAAACA
Molecule: messenger RNA, 3625 nt
Organism: Lagopus leucura (white-tailed ptarmigan)
Lineage: Eukaryota; Metazoa; Chordata; Aves; Galliformes; Phasianidae
Gene: CUNH2orf69
Product: chromosome unknown C2orf69 homolog
Exons: 2
Coding region: 1-1143 (380 amino acids)
Cellular component (GO): mitochondrion
Source: RefSeq, a predicted model, not a curated record